Hordeum vulgare subsp. vulgare (domesticated barley) is the source of this 900-nucleotide messenger RNA. RefSeq lists its product as uncharacterized. The transcript is spliced from 3 exons. The coding region runs from base 152 to 814 and encodes 220 amino acids. The record is from RefSeq and is a predicted model, not a curated record. NCBI's taxonomy places the organism in Eukaryota, Viridiplantae, Streptophyta, Magnoliopsida, Poales, Poaceae.
UUUUGGUCAUUAGCACCGAGCAACCCUGAGAUUGCAGGUUUGAUCACUAGCUUGCUGCCUGUUUUACUCGACUUUUCGCAAAAGAUUGCGCUAGUGGGCCGGCCUGACUGAUUAGGCGAGACGAUUCAGCCAGAAGCUUCGGUCUCGCUGAAUGCGAGAAACAGUCCUCACUCGCUUUUGCCUCAAAAAAGGAGAAAGAGUCACCCACGCACUCAUCGUCUCCCUCGUACAGCUCUGGAUCACUGUCGCCGCCAGGCCGCCGUUGGUCGAUUCCGGACAGCACCGAUUCUCCGCUGCCGCGGAGCUCUUCGCAGGGAUCCCCUCGCUCCCCUCGGCCUCCUCCACUGCGCCGAUUCAUCGCGCGCCUCUUCCUCGCACGGCCCCGGCUAACGCUAGACGUUGCGGCCGUCGCCGUGUCCUCGGCGCUACCCCUCUCCUAUCCCCUUUUCUUUGUUCUUUCUUCUCUCAUUUUUCUCAGCCAAUGCCGCCAUCUCGCAGGUCUCCGCCGGCGCUGCUCCUGGAGCUUCUUCGCCGCCUCCAUCGGAUCCGGCUGCUACCCCGUCGCCGUCUUCCUCGAAGCCCUCUAGCGCUGCCGGAACUUCCUUCGCCGUUUGCGCUAAAGAAACGAAAAGACAGACAGCGCCAUGCGUGCAUUCUAUUCCCUGCUCAGUCCAGAUAUGGGGUAUGGGGAAGGACGACCACUGCCAUCCACAAGGAGCUCAGAAGAGGAGCAUCAACGACAACUAGAGUCACCGCCGGUGACGAGCGGCGCUCCCGCUUUUUCUUAUAUUCCUUUUUUUACAAAAUAUAUUAGAGGGUGAAUGUAUUUGAAUAUAUGGAUGAAUGUAUAAAUAUUUGGAUGCAUGAAUGGAUUGUAUGAAUGAAUUUUUAAUCCAUAAA